UUAUAUGUCAGCGACUGAACAUGCUCGGCGCGAUAAUCAUUGACCAUGCUUCGUAAGACGUCAAAGUCCUCAUGGUGCAUGCAAAACUUGAUGUGUCGAAACGCGUGUCGAUCUGCCGCUGCUUUCAGGACGCGGCAUGAUGCACGAAUCGAGGACAGAGUAUCGUGAAAAUCCAAGUUACCGCAUAUGUUGUCCAUGAUCUCUGACGGGAGCCCGAUAAUAAGUGGCAUUGUUGCUGUGCUAAAAUAAGAGCUGUGGCCAGGGAAAAGAGUGCCAAACAAACACCGAAAAUUGGUUGCCUGGGUUGAGCUCCGUUUGGCUUCAACCCCGCACGCCGCUGCCUGGUUGGCCUACCUGACACAAAUUGGAAAGCACUACACACCACCAUGCAAAUGUUUGCAACUGAUCACGGCAGCUCUGACGGCGACUCAGUUUCCCAAGUGGGUGCCAGGGCAGCCAAAGCAAAGAGACGACACCAAACCAAAGAUAGCCAACCUUGGCCACACUUUCGACUCCCUCCAUCAUUUGUCCGUCCAGAAUUCCACGAGUCCGAGAAUUCGGACUCUGAAGACGACUUGCCGAAACGCCAUCGGAUAGCACAUCGAGAGCCUCCAGCCGAAACCAAAGAGAACCACGACACAACGCCGUCAAGCUCGAUACUACGCCAUCAGCUGGAAGCGCAAAGUCAUCCCCUCGCCAAACCACAUUCCUGCCCGCACUGCGUUGCAAUAGCCGUUGAUUUGCGCAGGCAACUAGCCCGCGUCACGUUCCGUGGGGAUGCUUGGGCCCGAGAAGGGUGGACGACUGCCAAUAGAAAGUUUCCCUUGACUGUCGACCAAGCAAGAGCCGCCAGCCACAAAGGAUGCGCGUUCUACAGAUACCUCCUCGCUGAUGACGACCCCGCUUAUGCGAUACGAAACGAUGUAUGGGGUUCCUCCCCUGGCAGGAUUCCUUUCGAGAUAGUGAUGCAAAAUGGCCGAUGCAGACUCUACCCUGGACAACGGAAAGGAGAGUUUCGAGAGUUCUCCCUGUACACCAUCCCAGGACAAAAGGCUUUGCACCCUUUUCUUGGGUAUCAACUCCCACCGAACCUUGUUCCCAACUCCCAACUCAGCUUCACCCGUGUUCGAGGCUGGCUAAACGAAUGCCUCCGGAACCACAAACUAUGCAACGCAUUCCAGCGAGCCUACAUGCCCAAAAGGCUCAUCGAAGUGACCACUCCCGCAGCUUCGGGGAGUCUUUGCGCUCGAUUGGUCACAAACCCCACGCCAGGUCGUUAUGCCGCGUUGAGCUACUGCUGGGGCGGUGACCAAAAGUCCAAGACCAUCAGAAGUGUUUUGGGUACCUACGAGAAAGAAAUCCUAAUGGGUAUCCUACCCCAAACGCUUCAGGAUGCGUUGACAGUAACACACGGUAUCGGCCUCCGCUACCUCUGGGUAGACGCCAUGACAAUCGUUCAAGAUGACGAUGAGGACAGAGACGAGCAGAUAUCCCAGAUGCACCGCAUCUACCUCGGCGCCUCCUUCACCAUCGUCGCAGCAAAGGCAGUGACCAGCCUUGACGGUUUUCUCGCCCCAAGAGCAAAGUACCAGCCCUCCAUCAUCUCCGCCCGGCUGGAUGACAACGUCUUUGGGGAGAUCCUUGCCUUUCCAAAGCACGAUAUCCUCAGUGACUAUAACCUCUUUACUCGCGGUUGGACAUUUCAGGAGACGCAGCUCUCGACAAGGAUACUGGCGUAUGGCUUGCAUGAAUUGGUGUACUCGUGUUUAGAGGCCAGGCAUCGGGAUGGUGGAUACGAGCAUGUGUUCGAUCCGCCACCGGCUUCAAUCUACCUGCGCGACACGAGCGACGAUCCUGCAGCACAAAUGGUGGAGAAUCUCGACCCGGGAAAUCAAAAGCUGGGACGGGAUGAACACCCGUUUGGUUGGGAGACAAUCGUCUUCAAGUAUAGCCAGCGGUUUCUCACUGAUGGGUUGGAUAAGCUCCCUGCUGUCUCGGCUAUUGCGGAGGAGUACUCCCUCACCAAGCCAGUCACGGAAUAUUAUGCCGGGCUAUGGAAGGAAGACUUUCUGCAUCAGUGUCUUUGGCAAGUAAGCUUCAAUACCGCGGUGAGGCCGAAGGGGGUGUAUAGAGCUCCGUCUUGGUCGUGGGCUUCGGUUGAUGGCGCGGUGCAUGGAUUUACCAAGGAGCGCCUCAAUCUGAAGUUUUCUUGUUCGCUGCUUCAUGUUGAGACGACGCUGGUGUCGACGAGGAAUCGUUUUGGGAGGGUGGGUAAUGGUUUUAUGCGGCUUCGUGGCAGGAUGCGCAAGGUUUUGUGGUCGAGCAGUGGGAUUCGGGCCGGGCAUGCUGGACGCGCAGCGGAGGAUGCUGCUAGCAGAUGGCCGGAUGAACCGUACGGGUUUGAUGACCGCCUGUCGUUGACGGUGGAUUUUAUUGGUGAUUGGCCGAAGGAUUCGGAGGUGGAAUUUUGGUGUCUUGAAAUUUGCACCUUCUUCCGGGAUGGGUUUGAUCGUGGUCAGGGGCUGUUGCUUGACAAGGUUGAUGGGGGAGAGCAUCCCGAUCUCUCGGACGAAAUCUUUCGCCGUGUGGGCCAGGCAUACUUUGGCGCGGAUGUGGCCGAGCCGUACUGGUUUGAUGAUGGUGUUUCGGAGUGGAAGGAGAUUGUCGUUGUGUGAGCCUUUUCAAAACUAUGCCACGUCCAGAGUUUAGAAAGACAAUUAUUGGUCAAGUACCUUCAUCAAAUCCAAGCAUC
Podospora pseudopauciseta is the source of this 2752-nucleotide messenger RNA. RefSeq lists its product as uncharacterized. Bases 387 to 2675 code for a protein of 762 amino acids. The record is from RefSeq and is a predicted model, not a curated record. NCBI's taxonomy places the organism in Eukaryota, Fungi, Ascomycota, Sordariomycetes, Sordariales, Podosporaceae. The transcript is spliced from 2 exons.